CAAUUUUGGUCAUAAAAUUCAAUGUCAACAAUAUCGUCACUUUUGUAAUGCGUGUGGUUGUUCGAAGUCAAAGUGUUAAUAUUUUCAGAGAUAUUAUGUAAAAACAAAGUGAUUAAAUAGUGUGUCCGAUCGCCUCAAUUGUAAGGAAAGGAGGAGAUUUUUAGGGCUGCGGCCACAUGUCAAUGGUAGGUGGAAAGGUCCUUCAGGGACGCGUUUCUCGCGCUUCUCGAACCCCUUUCUCCAGAAAAGCAGUGUUAAAAAUGUUGGCCGUGAUGGAGGCAGGGUCUCAGGGCGCGGGCCCAUCAAGUGGGCCUUCGGCUCACACUGAGCCCCCCAUUCAAGAAUUUCUUAGUUCCGGUAGGACGGGAAGGAGAAACGCCUUGCCAGAUAUUUUAGGUCAACACGCGGUGGUCACGUCAUCUGACCUCCCCGCCCGGUUGCAAGCCCUCAGUACAAAGGACCAGGGUCCCGCCUCGCCGUCAGUCCCGGGGGAACCCAAACCAGGUCCCAGCACGACCCAGAGUUGAAACUCUCGCCCCUCCGACGUUAUAACGGUAACAAAUACAACCCAUUGUCAAAUUAAUAGCUGUGACGUAGAUACAAAAGUAAAAUAAUGUUCCAGUGCAAAAUAAUACUCUAACAUUGUCGCGUAGAAGCCUGGCAACAUACGUUUUGCUAAAAAAAAUUGUAACUUAAAAUCAUUUUCGCUUACUGUUAGAAGAGAACAGUAACUGUUUUGGAUAUUUAUGUUUUAAGUUAUUUUCAAGAGAUCUGUAAUGUUUUUAAACAUACUGUAAUAGCCGGUUUAUAUUUCUGAUCUUAAUCCUACCACUAACAUUAAUUUUGAGGAUAUUAAUUAAGGCAAAUGAAUGCAGGCAUUCAAUUCUUAAAAAUUUCCUUAAAGCACAUAUUAUUACCAAAUUCAUUUUCUCAUUGCUCUUAACAUUACUGACUUUUAAAACUUUAAUGUGUUACAUUUUUUACCUUUGCUGCCCUCUUAGUAAUGUCAUCUUCCGUCUGGUAAUGAUAAACGGUUGAUCACAUAUUAUUGCUAUCAUUAUAUGUAUUUUCAAAAAAUUCUAAAAGGUUCUAAAAUUUUAUUUGAAAAAUUACAAGUUUUUAAUACUAAUGUUAAGGAUAAGAUUAGGAUUAUUAUCUGAAAUAUGAAUCGACCUCAAACUAAUAAGCUACUGCAAGAUGAUUUAAUUGCAGAUUUAAUUACUAAUUUUAUUGUUGAAAAAGUAAAAAAAAUCUUUGUGCCAGAAGAGUCUAUUUAAAUCAGUAUAUUUAAUGUACAAAGCAUCCAACCUCUAGGUAUCAUUUACUUAUGUUUACAUAUUUUGUAAGGAAUAGAAGUCACUCGAUUUUAAGUAUGUUGAUACAGAGAAAUAAAAUUAAAUAAGAAUAACAAUAUAAUAAGUUAUUAAGUUAUUUUGGUGUGCUAGCUAACAAGUUUAAUAAAACAUGAAACCGUGAACUAAACCAAUCAAUUUUUAUGUAAAAAAGAAAUUUUCAAAGUAUAUAGUAGAGAUCGCGAGAAUUUUUUUCGUUUUGACAUUUGACAUUCCUGAAUCACCCUGUACACACACAAAAAAAUUUUUGCUACACUACUACUUAUGAGCAAAUUAAAACAUUUCAGCAGCAUAAAACAUAUUUUUCUUUAUUCAACCAUGUUAUGUUUUUUUAAUUUUAUUUCACUGUUUCAACUGACCUUUUAACUAAUCAUUUGAAGACAUUUUUUUUAAUAAUCAUUUAAUGAAUUUCAUUACCUCUUUAUUCGGUCAUGCACUGAAUGUCAAAGUUUUUCCCAGUGGUAUUUUAUUUGUUGUCUCAUUUUUUAAUUAAGUGAUGUAAUAGAGUUGGUCUCUUUUUCUAAUAAUACAUAAUAUAGAAUAGAUAGUUUUUAAAUGGUAUCACAUUUUUUGAAUCUUUUUUACUGUGUGCAUCAAACGAGGCAUCAAAUCAUUUUUUUAUGUUGAUAACCGUAAUCAUACUCAUUUAACCAAAUUUUUGAUCUUAAGAUCUUUCACUUCGUAGUAUUACAAAUAAUUAUUGUUAAUCUCAUGAUUUUUCUCAAAGAAAUUUGAUGUCAUAUCACUUUUUCUUGUGUCGUUUGUUAGAUUAGAUUUUUCGAAUCAUAUUUUUAGUUAACGCAAUUUUUCGUAUUUUCUAUUCAUCGAUCUGAUUGUAUAUGUGUGUGUGUGUGUUUAAUGUAGAUAAAUGAGAGAGAGGGAGAGAGAGAGAGAGAGAGAGAAAUAUUCUACAAGGUGGAACAUUAUAGAAAUGUUAAAACCAAAGAAAUGUAAAAACCAAACUUUUUAUUAAUUGCUUCAAAAUACACUCUCGAUUUAAAUCCGACGACGUCUGGAUUUUAAUGUGUAAGAUAAGGAUGAAGAUGUCCUAAUAGAAAAGCCAAAUAUGUUAAAAAGAGGCAAAGGGCGGUUGCCGAUGUGAUAUUGACAGAUUUUUCAUCCAGAACAACUACCAAAAACAAUAAUAUAUUAUGGGUUUGGCAACAUUUUAUUCAUAUAUAUCAAUCAGUCAACAAUCUAUUUCACUCCUAUAUGUUUAUUUAGUCGUUUAAAUUCUAGUAUUGAAUAUAAAUCGAAAAAGUCUCCAUAGCGCGGCGCGAAAACGUUUUGCCUAUAAAGCGAGAAGUCCAGAGUUCAAUACCGGCUCGGGGUAUUUUUUUUAAAUUUAUUUUCGUUUAUAUUCUGUUAGUAAAGUAUUAAAUAAUUCUGGUGGUUAAAAAAAAACAAAUAUAAUAUUUAAACAAUAAAAAAUAUUUUAAUAAUAAAUAAUAGGACAAUAUAUCUACUCAGGGUGCACUAUUAUACCUAUAUAUACAUUUUAAAGGCUCUAAUUUUAUACAAUUACUUAAAUGAAAUUUGAAAGAAUCCAUUUGUUGCAAACUUUUAUUACAUUUUUUUUAAUUCUUUACGCAGGGUAUAUUGACGUAUGUUGUUUUUAUAUUUCUAUUUGUUCCACCUUGUAACACCCGGCGUAUUAUCAUUAGUUUUGUAUUGGUUAUUUAUCAUUAAUAAUGAAACAUACCAAAAACCUCGGAAUAAUUUAUACAGCAAAAAAAGUAUUUUGUUGAACAUUCUGGCCUAUUGAUAAGUUUAGCAACGACAAGGUUUGUGAUAUUAAGUUAUUAAUUUAUUUGUUUAUUGCGAUAUUUAGGUCAUAGAAUACGUUUGUUUAUGACUAUAAUGCCAUAUUAUUAAAAACUCGUUACAAUGGCCUUUGAAACAAUAAUCUAUGAUUAAUUUGUGACAAGUAUUAAAAUAAAAAAAUAAAUAUUAGCAUAAUCCUCGUCUUAAAUUAAUAUUUAAAUGGAAAAACUAAAGAUGUCAAUACAAAUCUGUCAAUUUUCAAAUGAAUAAAUGAAUAAUGUCUAAUAUGUCAAAUAAAUAACAUAUAGAGAUCGGUCUAACAGAUAUUAUUGAUUAUUUCAAAGGACACUGGCGUUUUAAAAAUUUCAUAUACGUAAAAUUUUGUGAGAGAUCUGGCUCUAAUGGGCUUUAGUAUUUCCUGAAAAAAUGUAUUCUAUGACUUAUGUAUAUUUUUCUUGAUUGUGAUAAUUUGUCGUGUUUUUUUUUGUAAAAAUUAGUUUUUUAGAAUUUUUGUUUUGUGAUUCUUGAGGUAAUUAAAUAUGUUUGCAAAAAUAAAGCGGUGUUGUUUAUCUUUUUUUCUAUAUAUAUGUCAAAAACCUCGAAAAGUACAGAUUUUAGUAAAGUGAAUCAAAAUUGAAAAAUAAAAAAUAUUGAUUUUUGUUCUAGUAUGAGUUAUUUACACAUAAAAAAGAUAUUUCUACGUAAGAUAUUUGCAAUAAUAAGUUGUUACCUUUUUGCAAACUUUCUUUAAAUAAAUAAUAACUAUCUGUAAGUGUAAAGUAUUUAUUUACCUCAGGGAUCGCUAAACCAAACCAAAAGGUAUUUUACUUGUUUAAGCUACACACGUAAACGUUUUAAUGUAAAAGGCAAAUGUCGUUAGUGUAGAAAUGUAGCUCAAAUAUUUAUGGCAAAAGAAAACUAGUCAUAUAUUAGACGAUUGUAUUCGAGUUAAGACCAUUUUUAUCGAUAUUUAUAUGGAAUCCAUUAUAUAAAAUAAACACUUAAAUUGAU
Sitophilus oryzae (rice weevil) is the source of this 4127-nucleotide messenger RNA. RefSeq names its product cAMP-dependent protein kinase inhibitor beta-like. The coding region runs from base 177 to 527 and encodes 116 amino acids. Lineage: Eukaryota; Metazoa; Arthropoda; Insecta; Coleoptera; Curculionidae. The record is from RefSeq and is a predicted model, not a curated record. Gene Ontology annotation, molecular function: cAMP-dependent protein kinase inhibitor activity. Gene Ontology annotation, cellular component: cytoplasm; nucleus. The transcript is spliced from 3 exons. Gene Ontology annotation, biological process: negative regulation of cAMP-dependent protein kinase activity.